Molecule: messenger RNA, 1859 nt
Organism: Chenopodium quinoa (quinoa)
Lineage: Eukaryota; Viridiplantae; Streptophyta; Magnoliopsida; Caryophyllales; Amaranthaceae
Exons: 3
Coding region: 420-1577 (385 amino acids)
Source: RefSeq, a predicted model, not a curated record
AUAAAAAGUUCCAGCAGUUGUUAUGAUUUGUGAUUUCGUGAUGAUAAUUGUGAAUGUGUCUUGAUUUUUCAUUUCUUGAAUAUUAACUAGUAUUAAUUUCUGGAUUUAUUUUGAUUUUUGUGAGUAUUAUAUUUGAUGACAGUAACAUGACCUCAUUAGGAUAAAGUACGAUGUAGAAUCGCUUUAGUUGGGCACAGACCUACCAUUGUUCAUAUUGAUCAUAGUUUCUUAUGAAAUUUUAAUUGCAAAACCUUACUGAUGGUCUUUUCAAAAGUGCAAUGAAUUUUACAAUUAAGGCUGAAGUUCUUACUGACAAUAGUUUUAGGAGUUUCAUAUUAUUCUAGGAUAGUUUAAUUAAGCAUUCUCUACUUAUUUCAGGGAGGGAUCCAAAUCAAAAAUAUUAUGUAGAAUUGUUGAGCAUGGAUGAUAAAAUUCUGAACAUUCCUGACAUCAAAUUCCACUGUGAGGUGGUUCUCCCACAUGAAACCUUUAAGAAAAAAUUAAAACAGCUUGAAGAUGUUGGGGUUGUUGCCUUUAGUAUUGGAGAAAGAUGUUUGCAGAUUGUCGGAAAGAAGGGAAUGACUGCAGGGCAAAGGCAUCUAGCAUCAUUCAUCAUGCCUCAUCUGGGAGCACUACAGAAAGCGUCUUAUCUAACAUCAAGUAUCCAAAUGAGUUUUCCUAAUGAACAAGUUGCUACUAUCAUGCUGCGAUUCUUCCUCCCAGCACUCGGGGAUUUGCUGUUCAUAUGCAAGACAGAUCAGGACUUCGAAGGGGAGAAAGAAGAGUUAAUUUGUGGCUCGGAUUCUGGAGGAAAUGCGUUGGAAGAAUUAGAGCAUAUAGGCACUACUGCUGGUGGCAGACUUGGAGGAUAUAGUGCUUUGUCUUAUACUGUUUUGGAGGUUCUCCCAUACAACAUCGACAAUGCAGUAAUUACUGAAUUUGAAUGUACUACAAAAGACACCUCUUAUUGUGCAGAAGUGACAGACAGUGAGCUCAGAAAGAGGAACAGAAAUAUAAUGAAGGCGAUCUUCAAAACAUGUCUAAAGGAGGCCUUUCCGUCAAUGAAACACAUGACCCUGAUGGUCGUUUUCAUGGAUCCACAAAGAGAGGUUGCUAUCGAAAUUUGUUGUGCAAAUGCUGAAGCUGCUAGGCUGGCACGCCAUGGUAUGGAUCAAAUAACAGUUUCUAGGUGGCUAUUCAACAAAGUUGGUCUUUCUUUUAUUGGGAAACACUGGCUACAUGCGAAGUUUUUGUUGAAGAGAGGAAACUGUCCAGUGGAUGUCAGUGACAAGUUCCUGAUGGCAGACCCAAUAGGUUUGCUAUGGAAUGAAACUGAUUUGUUAAAUGAAGGUAUGAGGGGCACGGAGGUGUUCGUUAGUCUUGUAGGCUAUUUGGGGGACGUUGAUGGUCUAAAUUCUGUUGAAUCUGUUCAGAAUUUUCUUACCAAUUUGGACUGGAAAUCUAUAAAUAAUUUCAGCAUUCUGGCUGCAGCUGGAAAGAUUGUGGUGCCGGGGCUCGGAGACUUUGCUGAGGGGCUGGGAAACAAUAAGGAGAUGAAGCAAGAUUUAGCUGUGUGAGCUGUCUCUUCUUGGUGCAGAUUGACUAUAGUGAACUUCCUAGAAUGUGGAAGUAACUUUUUCAUAUAAUAAACAAACCAAGCUGGUAGCCUUGACAGAUACUGUGAAAUGCUUGCUUUAUUUGUGACUACAGUAUAGUUACAACUUGUGAGGCAUAUGUAAUUUCUGUUUAGUGUAUGUUAAGCUGUCCUAGCGAGGGCAUAGCAACAUCUAUCAGUAGUUAGGUUGUUAUUCUCUCAUCUAUCCUGUAUCAAAUUUUGUUACUUUAGAUUUGUGCUGUCC